AUGUCUGAGGCUGAAGAAACUGCCACUCAUAUUGGCAACAUGACAUCACAACAGAUAAACGUGCAUAUUUGGACCACGGCCACUUUGGACGUUCUAUAUCCCUUUACGUUUUCCAGUUUCUUUCUUGGUGUGGCCAUCAGAGCAUUCAAAAGUCACUGGCUGGCUUUUCUUCCCGCACUGCUUUGUGUUCCCACAGACCUCACUGAAGGAUAUGCUCAAGUCAUGCUGUUGACUGGACAUCAAGAAUUCAUGGCCAUCAAGACCACUGCCACACGUCUCAAGGUGUUGCUGUUCGGGAUGGCAUUGGUUAUCGCCAUAUUGGGGGCAGUGCAACUAUGGUUAGAACCAGAACGUGGCACAGGAAAGAAGCAAAGCUGA
Molecule: messenger RNA, 378 nt
Organism: Seminavis robusta
Lineage: Eukaryota; Bacillariophyta; Bacillariophyceae; Naviculales; Naviculaceae
Source: the annotation of a GenBank genome assembly